AUGGCAAGCUAUAGAAAUAAACGUAGGAAAAUUCAAGAAGAAUUAAAAACUUUAGAUUUAUCUAGUAACGAUUCAAAUUAUUUUCCAUUUAACGAAUCAAAUAAUUCUUUACAUAGUCAACAAAUUGAAAAUAAUAAAAUACUUGAAAAUUCUUUAGAACAGUCUAUUGAACAUGAUAACAUAUCUCAAGCUUUUCAUGUUAAACAAGCUCGGUAUCAAUCCGACUUAAAUUCAGCAUAUUAUGGUAAUAACGAAUCAGAAUCAGAUAAAGAAAUUAAAUGCAAUAAUCAUGAUCUUGUAAAAAAGAAACUUGGGAAAUGGAUGAUAGAUUAUAAUGUUAACCAAAAUUCUGUAAAUUCUCUUCUUAAAAUAUUAAAAAAUGAUUGUAAUUUAGAAUAUUUACCUAAAGAUUGUAGAACAUUGUUAAAAUCGGGUUCAUCAAAAGUUACCAACAUAAUAAAUAUAGAUUCUGGUAUAUAUUACCAUUUUGGAUUGGCUGCUGGGAUUUUAAGAUUUUCAUCAAUAAUUUCUUCUACUGACAUUAUAAAAAUUGCACUAGGAAUUGAUGGGUUGCCGAUUACAAAAAGUAGUUCCAGUCAAUUCUGGCCAAUUCUGGCGUACAUCAUGCCUCAUAAAAAUUAUGUCUUUCCUGUGGGUAUUUAUCAUGGUCAUGAAAAACCACAAGACAGUAAUAUUUAUUUAAGGGACUUGGUAUCUGAAAUUCUAGAAUUAACUAUGAAUGGAAUUAUUGUAAAUUCGUUUAAAAAAGAUAUUUCUAUAGAAGUAAUUUGUUGCGAUUCACCGGCAAAAGCAUAUUUAAUGAGGGCCAAGGGUCAUUCUGGUUUUUCAUCAUGUUCUAGAUGUACACACGAAGGUGCAUACAUGCAUAAUCGUGUAUGUUUCCCUUAUAGUGAUACCGAUUGUACAGAAAGAACACAUGAAGAUUAUAUUUUAAUGAAAAAUGAAGAAUAUCAUACUUCAACUACAAUAUCUUGUCUUACUUUAAUUCCUAAUAUAAAUAUAGUUAAAAUAUUCUCAAUGGACUAUAUGCAUUUAAUUUGCCUAGGGGUUAUGAAAAAAUUAAUUAAUCUUUGGCUGAGUAAAGGACCUGUUAAUAGCCGUAUACCAAGUUGGAAAUGUAAAACACUAACUAAAUCACUACUUCAACUAAAAACUUGUAUUACAAGAGAUUUUUGCCGAAAACCUAGACCAAUCCAAGAUGUAUGUCGGUGGAAAGCCACUGAGUUCCGACAAUUUCUUUUAUAUACUGGUCCAGUAGUACUUAAAGAUAUAUUAAAUGAAGAAUGUUAUCAAAAUUUUUUAUCAUUACAUAUUUCAAUGCGAAUUCUUUUAAGUGAUAAUAACCAACAACUUCUACAUUAUACUCGUAAUUUAUUAAAAUAUUUUGUCAAAUCAUUCCAGUAUAUCUAUGGUGCUCAUUUUAUAUCCCAUAAUGUACAUGGAAUACUUCAUUUGUGUGACGAUUAUGAAAGGUAUGGACCUCUCGACGCAUGUAGCACUUUUCCUUUUGAGAACUACAUGAAAGUCUUAAAGAAAAUGUUACAUAAAAAUGAAAAACCUCUACAGCAAGUGAUUAGGCGAUAUAAUGAACUAUGCAAAAAUGAAUCAAUUCUACCAAUCAGUCAUAAUGAAUUAAAGUACUCAAAUCAAAAACCCGAUUGUUUUGUUCUUACCACCUCUAAUGAAAUUGUACAAAUAAUUGAAUUAAAAAAAUCUUCUGAUAAAAUUACAGUUUUUUAUGGUAAAACUUUUGAAGAAAAAGAAGAUCUUUUUAUUAAACCUCUAAAGUCAUCUGUAUUGAAUAUAUUUGUUAUAAAAACAUUAUCAGAAGAUAUAAAACAGUGGAAUAUUUCAGAUAUUAAAAAUAAAAUGGUUGUAUUUGAUUUGAACGACAAACUAACUGCUAUACCAAUACUUCAUCAUAAUUAA
Macrosiphum euphorbiae (potato aphid) is the source of this 1950-nucleotide messenger RNA. The record is from the annotation of a GenBank genome assembly. Lineage: Eukaryota; Metazoa; Arthropoda; Insecta; Hemiptera; Aphididae.